Messenger RNA from Solea senegalensis (Senegalese sole), 1001 nucleotides. RefSeq names its product kallikrein-2-like. The record is from RefSeq and is a predicted model, not a curated record. Gene Ontology annotation, molecular function: serine-type endopeptidase activity. NCBI's taxonomy places the organism in Eukaryota, Metazoa, Chordata, Actinopteri, Pleuronectiformes, Soleidae. Gene Ontology annotation, biological process: proteolysis.
AUGGAGCAGAUACAGCUUGGUUUGAAAUGUGUGUGCAGUCAUUUCUCAGUGUUUCCGCUCUGUCUCCUCCUCAUAUCAGGCGCUGCGUCAGGAGCCAUCGAGAAGAGGUUCGUGGGGAGCAAAUCCUGUAAGACCGACAGGCAAUACCACGUCCAGAUAGAUCUGCUCAACACCCGUUGGGUCAUCACUGCCUCCCACUGUGGAGAACGGACUGUGACUCUGACAAUUGGUGUAAACAACAAUAUAUCACGUCUAAAGAAAUUCUGGUCUCUAAUUAAGGGAUCGUCCAAAAAACUGACGCAGACUAUUAAGCUAGAGCAACAGUUUACUUACAAAGACGAGGAGGGUCGCAAACAUGACAUCAUGCUCAUCAAACUGAACGAAGAUGUGUCUGCGAAGCUUCCCGUCAUCAGUCUUCCUCCCUCUGAAUGUUCCAAACCAGAGGAAGGUCAGCAGGUUGAGGUUGGAGGCUGGGGAGCCAAGACAGCGGACGUCAUGCAGUCAAAGAAGCCCAAGAGUUUAAAGUGUGGCAAAACGGAUCUUGCUGCGUGUGGUGAGGCCGACAAACCUGAUGACAAGUAUUUCAGUGACCCUGACACCAUCAUGUGUGCCUUUAAGGCAGGCGUGGAGGCCUGCUCUGGCGAUGGAGGCACAGCUGUGGAGUACAACAAUGUCUUACACGGGAUCGUCGUGAGCGACCCUGUCGAUAAGUGUGCAAACCCCAUUGUAAUCGCCAACGUCUGUCACUACAGGAAGUGGAUUGACGAGACCAUACGUGCAAACUCAUGAGGAAACCUUGCAUGCAGAUAAGCAUCAUUUUAAAGCAUCACAAUAAGCUCACAAUGUCUCAUAUUUUCCUUUGAAAUGGGGUUAUGUUCACUGUUAUGUAGAUUAAGGCUAAAAGGGGAAAGAUCUUGUACAGAAGCAUGUUUGUUAUUCCUACACAGUCAGUGGUAGUUUACAUUGUGUGGACAUUUGCCGGUCAAUAAAAUCAAAUCAAA